AUGAUGACUGCACCUUCGCGUCCAGGUGGCAAGCGGCUUCCUAUCAGUUGCCAAGCAUGUCGAAUAAGAAAAAUUCGUUGCUCACGAGAUGGACGGCCUUGCCAAACAUGUGUUCGACGAGGACUAGGUGCGCAAGACUGUGUAUAUCUGGGCCAACCACGACUAUCAUCAGAGAAUACAUUGAGCACAGACUCCGCUGUACAGACCAAACUGCUUGCACGCAUCCGCCACUUGGAGGAUUUACUCCAGAAACAAGCUAGUUCCCAAUUAUGCAACCCUCAUUCACCACUUGUAUCGCCAAGCUUAACGGGGAGCUUCUCUGAUCUGGAUAGCGCAAUCGGUGGGAGGCCUGCAGACAAUCCAAGAAGCCCUCUGUUAAGCAGUGUGGGCACUUUGCAGACAUUUGCAUCGGGAUACGUGCGCUAUUUACCAUUGACUCCACAAUGGAGAACAACAAACCCCGCAGGCUCUUCCAGCGAUUCUCUCCCUGAUAUAAACUCAGAGGUACCUGAUGAUGACGAUGACCUGCACCUUCCCUUCACGGGGAGUGCAGCACCCAGGGGAGAGCUGUUAGCUAUACUUCCACCGGGCCGGUAUUGUGAUAAACUCAAAGAGGUCUACUUUCGAGUCUUUUCUCCUCUGUUCCAUAUCCUUCACGACCUAACGUUUGAAGCCGAGUACCAACAGUUCUGCCAUGACCCAAACAGUGUCACAACUGCAUGGAUUUCUCUCUUAUUUACCAUCCUUGCUGUUGCUAUCACUGCCCUCCCUGACGAUGACCCUAUACUUUCUGAUCUCGGCCGUGAGAAAACCGUUACCCGCAAUGUGAAGGUCCUUUCCUCACGCUACCGCUCUGCUGCUUUGAGGUGUCUGUCAGCAGACGGCGUUCUUUCUCGCCAUUCUAUCAACUCUCUCCAGUCCCUUAUACUGAUCAGUUACGCACGCCUUCACCGUGGACUGCCGACCUGGACGCUCUUGGGUUUUACUCAUCAUGUUGCAACUUCAAUGGGAUGCCAUAUUGACCCCGGUCGAUUUAAUCUUGGCCCAAUAGAACGCGAAGAACGUCGACGGGCCUGGGCAGGAUUAACAAUGCUAUAUACUAGCCAGAAUAUCACACAUGGCAAUUCAAAUCCCGGAUCUACCUCACUAGAGGUGCAGCUUCCUUUAGACGUGAAUGAUGUGGACCUCCUCACUGGCACUGUCUCAGAACCAGCUCCUCGUCCAACCCAAAUGACCUAUCUCCUCCUGCAGCACAAGCUCCACAACAUCUCGUCUCUAAUAACUGAGGCCCUCUUCACCUUCCCGCCGAGGAAUACAGUCGCGCAGCUCGAAAUCGAGAUCCUCAGUGUACACGAGAUAUGCGAGAGGCGAUACCACCUGGAGCCGGACUCCGAACCUCUUCCGGUCCACCAUCUCGCCAAUUUGAACAUCCUCUACAGCUAUAUCCAUCAACUCCUUCUCCUCCUUUUCCGCCCGGCCUUGUGCCGAUAUCUACAGAGUGACAUCACUGCCGAGACCUGCAUCGCACGUGCAAAGUGCAUUGCUUCUGCAAAGACCUCUCUCGCCAUUCAUCAGACCCUCCGAAAAUCACCAAAUUUUGCUUCUUACAAGUGGUACAGCAGCAACUUGGGGAGCUUCCACGCAUUCCAUGCCGCCGUCAUCCUCUGCGCCGUGUUGAUAUACUCUGAGGACCAGUACGAGAGUGCUGAGAUUAAGGAGCUUUUAUGGAAGUCUCUCGAUGUCUUUGUAUCUCUUUCCAACCGCAGCAACUUUUGCAGCAAGGCCGUUCCUGUUCUACGUCAACUGAUUGGCACUGCUUGCUCCAAAUCCAUUCAGCAUCGCCCAGAUCACCAACCGCGAGUCUUAACACCCGUAGACUCGAAUGCCGGCAUGCUCACGCCCCAAACUCCGACAACAAGCUAUUCUCACUCGCCUGCGGAAUAUUUUACAGAAUCUCUAGUCGCGCGACUCCAUCCACAGAACUGGUUGGCGCCGUCCUCAGUAUCAUUUGACGGAUGGGAUUGCCUUUCCCUCUUGCUAUCCCCUUCAUCCGCCCCAGUUAUUAGUUGA
This is a messenger RNA of Aspergillus puulaauensis, 2070 nucleotides long. RefSeq names its product Zn(II)2Cys6 transcription factor. Gene Ontology annotation, cellular component: nucleus. The record is from RefSeq and is a predicted model, not a curated record. Gene Ontology annotation, biological process: DNA-templated transcription; regulation of DNA-templated transcription. The transcript is spliced from 3 exons. Gene Ontology annotation, molecular function: DNA binding; zinc ion binding; DNA-binding transcription factor activity, RNA polymerase II-specific. The coding region runs from base 1 to 2070 and encodes 689 amino acids. NCBI's taxonomy places the organism in Eukaryota, Fungi, Ascomycota, Eurotiomycetes, Eurotiales, Aspergillaceae.